This is a messenger RNA of Cotesia glomerata, 1945 nucleotides long. Its product is annotated as protein yellow-like. Gene Ontology annotation, cellular component: extracellular region. The record is from RefSeq and is a predicted model, not a curated record. The coding region runs from base 219 to 1598 and encodes 459 amino acids. Lineage: Eukaryota; Metazoa; Arthropoda; Insecta; Hymenoptera; Braconidae. The transcript has 6 exons.
UCUUAUUCAGUUUCUCGGCAACCGUCCUCACGAGCUCAGCUUUAAAUAUUCUCGCGCAUUUCGACAUUAGGACAGUCUUUUCGGUGAUUCCUGUUCAUCAAGUUGUGCCAUUAUAUAGUUUAUUUAACAAUAGUAAUAACCACUUCCGUAAUUAUCAAAUUUUACUGAUUAAAAUUUCAAGUUAAUAGUAUUGUAAAUUAUUUAAAAAGUCAGGAAAAAUGCAUUUAUUGGGAAGUAUUUUACUUGUUGUGAGUUUUGUCUACUGCACUGCUUACCACACGCUACUGAAUAAAAUCCCCAAUAAAAACGAAAAUCAAAAUUUGAGUUACAAAAACUUGAGGCUGGUUUAUUCCUGGAAAUCGCUGGAUUUUGUGUUUCCUGAUGCUUGGACUCGAGAGCAGGCUAUCAUAAACAAGGAUUUUAUUCCUGGGGCGUCGUUUCCGAUUGAUGUUGAUGUUUCAUCUAGUCAAUUCGGGUCUCGAGUAUUCGUAACAAUUCCCCGUUUCCAAGAAGGAGUACCAAUAACUCUUGGGUACGUCUCUAAUUUGACUUCAUCAGAUGGCAGUCCUUUGAUAGCUCCAUAUCCUAAUUGGGAAAUGAAUCAAUUAGGAUACUGUAAUCACAUCACAAGUGUGUACCGUAUCAAGAUUGACGAGUGUGGUAGACUUUGGGUGUUGGACACUGGCAAACUACAGAACGAGCGAAAAUGCCUACCUCAACUAUUCAUCUUUGAUCUCUUAACCGAUAGACUGAUUUCACGUUACCAAUUUCCAGAGAGUUUAUUAAAGCCUGAAUCGUUGUUAAUCACACCAACAAUCGACAUCCGAGGACAAUGUUCGGACACAUUUGUCUACAUUGCAGAUGUCAGCGAGUUUCAGUUGAUUGUUUACGAUUUAAAAAAUCAAAACUCAUGGAACAUUCAAAACAAUCUUUUUUAUCCGUAUCCUGAGCACGGACAUUUUACUAUUGCUGGCGAAAGUUUUGAUCUUAUGGACGGAAUUUUUGGAUUAGCUUUAGGACCAUUGACAACAAAUGGAGAUAGAAUGUUGUACUUCCAUUCGCUGGCUAGCGUUGUUGAGAGUUAUGUGCCUACGUCGAUUAUCAGAAACUCAGACUUAGUUUUGAACCACCCAGACAUUGCUACAUCCGCAUUUCAAUCCUUCAGGCAACGCCGCUCCUCGCAAUCUGGUCCUCAAGCUAUGACUAAUGACGGAAUUUUAUUCUACGGCUCAAUAGGAGACACAGCUAUUGGUUGUUGGAACAGUAAAAGCUACCCGGAAUUCGGCGGACCUAAUCUUGAUUAUGCGGUUGUUAACAAUGAAACACUACAAUUUAUUUCGGGCUUGAAGCUCGUAACUGUAGGCAGCAGGCAACAACAAAUUUGGGUGAUCACAGGACGCUUCCAAAAAUUUAUGACGGGUACCUUGAAUGCCCAAGAAGUUAAUUAUCGCAUACAAGCUGCUUAUAUUGAUGAUAUAAUUAGUGGAACUAGGUGCGAACCAUCACAAGACAGUGGUCAUUAUCAUGAAACAAGUCAUCAAAAUCCUUCAAGUUUACAUAAUCACAAUUAUCAUCAUUCUUAUAAUUAUCACUACUAAUAGAGAACUUAUCACUUUUUCGAUACUUUUUUAGUCAUUUUUGGAAAAUGAACUUUUCAUACUUUAAUUCUUACAUACAAUAAUUUUUUAUGUUCUGACGUACCCAUAGAUAGCCAGAUAUGAAAAUUAGCCAUACAUAGUCAUAUCGGAGUACUUUUUACAAGUAUUUAGAAAAAAAAAAUUAUAAGUUGAUCGGACCUGAUAUAGUCUGAUAUGGACCGUUCAUAUUAGGCCUGAUAUGAAAAUUGGCCAUAUCAGACUCGAUAUGGCCUGAUCAGGGCUUAUAUGGCCAUAUCAAGAUGUAGACAAACUUAAAGCAUAAAUAAAAUUUACCAUUUCUGAUUUUA